GUUAUUUCUUCUCUUAUUGCAGUCUACAAACCGGGUCGGAAUUCCUUACGACCCAGGUCAGCAGAAAUCUUCAAACCUUAAUCUAAUUCAUCCGCUUUGUUAUGUGAUUACGUAAUUUUGAAGAUCUGUGAAGUUGAAGAAGUUGAUGAUUUAGAAGCAGUUGUUGUAGUUGCAGUUCAAUUGAUUGAGGAUUUUGAAUGUUGAAUGGAGGAGUUGUGGUGGAAGAGAGAAGAGAAGAGACCGCUUUGGGGGUGCUGACAUUGGUGAGGGUUUCUGGCCGAGGAACCACAACCACAACCACGUCUCCUCUGAGCUGAACGAAGGAAGCACUGCACAUCAACAUGUCGUCCUUCUUCUCGUCGCUCAGUAAGCAGUCCUCCGUCGACACCGCCUCUCCGUCCUCAGGCAACUCGUCCUCGACAGUGCUCAAGUCGACGCCGACCGGCGCAGUCCGCCAGGGCCGCUCGAAAGAUGUAAAGUACAAGACCGUGAUUGUGACGCGGCAGGUCGUGCGCGCGCCGGUGCAGCAGCAGCCGUCGCAGUCUUCGGGGCGGGGCAAUUAUCAGCAGGAGAUUCUGCGGAGAUUGAAGAAGAGGAAGAAAGAUCGGGUGACGGGGAAUACGGGGGAGAAGGAGAAGGAGAAGGAGAGAGAAAAGGAGGAGAGGGCGGAGCGGAAGAGGGCGGCGAAGAGCGAGAAGAGUAAGGGCGGAGAGAAGAAGGGGAGGAAGAGUAAGGCAGAGUCAAAUAAGAAGUCAAAGGAGUUCAUCACUUCUGAUGACGAGCUCAGUGAUCUCGAUGAGGAUGAUAUUGUCGAUGACGAGGAUGACGAGGAUGAGGAUGAGAAUGAUCUCUCGGGAAGUGACGACGAGGAGCAGGCGAGGGCCAAAAAGCCAAAGCUCUCGCCGUCCGUGGCAGAGUGGAAGGCGGACGACUCGCGGGUGCUUUUGAAAGAAACCAUCUUUGAAGCCCAGACCGAAUCACCCCAGAUCAUCCACUCAUUCGAUGUUCUCAGCCACGAGACUGCAGGCUACACCUCCCUCUUCGCCGACGAGGAGGACGACUUUAUCGAUCUAAAGUACCCCGGCAUCGCCGACUUCACCGAACGCUUCUACCUCGGCGCCCCCUCCAAAGACGACUACGACCCGGUUGCAGAAAUAGCAAACAUAAUGCAAGCCACGGCGCAGUUCUACCUGCCGUACGACGAAGCGCAAAAGAUCCACACGUCCGACCUGCAGGACUGCAUCACGCGCCGGAUCAAGCGCGCGACGAAGCGCAAGUCGCUGUACGCGUUCAAGACCGCGAUUGAGGAGUACAACAGCCUGGUCGAGGAGACCUUCCACAAUGCAGCCAACGCAGAGAAGAACAAGCAGCUGAUUACAAAGUCGCUCGGGGGAUCGCGGGAAAACAUGACUGCGUUCGCGCACGAGAUCUUGUCUGAGAUUUACGGCCGGGUCGUGUCGCCGCACGUGAGCGAGCUGCGAAAGUACGAGGCCUUUUCGUCAAACGUGUACGGCGAGCUGCUGCCAAAGUUCGUGACCAAGAUCUUCCGCGAACUCGAGAUGGACUCUGGUUCGGUGUUUGUCGAUCUCGGUUCGGGAGUUGGGAAUUGCGUGCUGCAGGCCGCGCUGGAACUUGGCUGUCGGGCGUACGGAUGCGAGAUGAUGCCGCGGGCGUCUGCGCUGGCGACGAGGCAGGAGAAUGAGUUGAAGGAGAGGUUGAAGUUGUGGGGGGUCGAGCCGGGAGAGACUACAUUGCUUGCGGGGGAUUUUGUCACGAAUGAGGAGAUUGGGGGGGCACUUGAGAAUGCUACUGUGCUGCUGGUGAACAACUACGCCUUCGAUGCGGAGCUGAACAACAGUCUGGUGAACAUGUUUCUAGACCUAAAAGACGGGACAAAGAUUGUCUCGCUAAAGUCAUUCGUCCCUCCAGGCCACAAGAUCACGCAGCACAAUGCCGAGUCGCCAAUCAACCUUCUGAAAGUCGAGGAGCGCGAGUUUUACUCUGGCUCGGUCUCGUGGACGGACGCGCCGGGAAGUUAUUAUGUGUCGACAGUGGAUCGGUCGAGGAUGAAGAAGUUUGCGGAGGGGAGUGCGAGUGCAUAAAGUCACUUUUCUUCAGGGUUUUCUUCGCUCUUUUCGCUCUUUUCGCUCUUUUCUGCUUCGCGGUGACGGACGGAGCGAUCGAGACUGAUAACAGUUAGUUAGAAUAAGACAUGUAAGAAUAAGGAUACAAUAAAAAAUAGAUAUAUACUUCUCAAGAAACGCAUUAGCAUC
Myxozyma melibiosi is the source of this 2273-nucleotide messenger RNA. Its product is annotated as histone methylation protein DOT1-domain-containing protein. The record is from RefSeq and is a predicted model, not a curated record. Gene Ontology annotation, molecular function: histone binding; histone H3K79 methyltransferase activity. Lineage: Eukaryota; Fungi; Ascomycota; Lipomycetes; Lipomycetales; Lipomycetaceae. Gene Ontology annotation, biological process: DNA repair; subtelomeric heterochromatin formation; DNA damage checkpoint signaling. The transcript is spliced from 2 exons. The coding region runs from base 342 to 2102 and encodes 586 amino acids. Gene Ontology annotation, cellular component: nucleosome; nucleus.